Molecule: messenger RNA, 387 nt
Organism: Protopolystoma xenopodis
Lineage: Eukaryota; Metazoa; Platyhelminthes; Monogenea; Polystomatidea; Polystomatidae
Source: the annotation of a GenBank genome assembly
CACCACCACCCCACUGCUUCCAUGGCUCGGGAUAGCAACCUGUUUCACCUGGCCCCGAAGGCUAAUGAAGCCAGUCGAUACGACCAGACCCGAUUGCUCGUAACGCCUGCCGCCUUGCCAGACUGGUAUGAUCCCCACACUCCUGGCCUCUUUCCUACCCCCCAGGCUUCACCCGCUGUCCACCGGGUUCCACACCCUACUCUAGCCGUGAGGAGCUUUAUGCUGGAUGGCUGGAUGGCUGAAUGGCUGGCAGAUUGGCUGACUGGCUGGUGCUAUUCUGUUCUGAAGACGAUUGGGAGAAUUCGAUUGUUGCCCUGUCGGACGGUGACUGGCUGGCCAGCUUUGAGGCAAGCAGCUAAAAUGCCUAUUCCGCUUUCGCCAGGUUGA